Messenger RNA from Trichoderma aggressivum f. europaeum, 558 nucleotides. RefSeq lists its product as uncharacterized. The coding region runs from base 1 to 558 and encodes 185 amino acids. NCBI's taxonomy places the organism in Eukaryota, Fungi, Ascomycota, Sordariomycetes, Hypocreales, Hypocreaceae. Gene Ontology annotation, biological process: ribosome assembly; ribosomal large subunit biogenesis. The transcript is spliced from 2 exons. The record is from RefSeq and is a predicted model, not a curated record. Gene Ontology annotation, molecular function: RNA binding. Gene Ontology annotation, cellular component: nucleus; nucleolus; preribosome, large subunit precursor.
AUGCGUCCCCUCACCGAAGAAGAGACGCAGGCCGUCUUCAAGAAGCUCGCCGAAUACACCGGCGCAUCGCUCAAGAACAUCAUCGCGCCCCAAGAAGAUGGCGAUCGAAACGUCUUUCGCCUGUCGCAGAACCGAGUCUAUCUUGUCCGCCUCUCCAUGGCCAAUCUGGCAACUUCAAUCUCUCGUGACAAUCUCCUUUCGCUAGGAACUUGCUUGGGCAAGUUCACAAAGUCUGGCAAAUUCCGAAUCCACAUCACGGCCCUCCCCAUCCUCGCCGAGCACGCGCGACACAAACUCUGGAUCCGCCCCAACGGAGUCAUGCCAUUCCUCUACGGCGGAAACGUUGUCAAGGCGCACGUCGGUCGUUACUCGGAAGACUGCCCCGAGCACCAGGGCUUGGUCGUCUACACCAUGGACGAUGUUCCUCUGGGAUUUGGAGUCAGCGCUCGCAGCACCGCGGAGAGCAGGAGACUCGACCCCACUGGAGUUGUUUGCUUCAGACAAGCCGACUGCGGCGAGUACCUGCGUGACGAGGAUACCCUGUUCCAGUCUGGCUAG